Insectozyma verbasci is the source of this 3459-nucleotide messenger RNA. Lineage: Eukaryota; Fungi; Ascomycota; Pichiomycetes; Serinales; Debaryomycetaceae. The record is from the annotation of a GenBank genome assembly.
AUGAAUAUUGGAAAGUUGAAUGAUAAAAAUCCGAUAAAGAUAGGAUAUUAUGAUCCAUUCGACGUAUACCCUUUAAUUCGAGAUGAGUUAAUUAAAUAUUUACCAUUGACUAAUCUACAUAUUAAAUUAAACUCAAAUCCAACAAAAACUAUUAAUAAAUUGCCGGUUGAUUUAUUCGAGGAGGUGCCCAAAAAAGAUCAAUAUAAUAAUACCCAUCCAGAAAAUGUGUAUCUUCGAUUAAUGUUUAUUAAAAUUGAUAGUUUGGAUAAGUAUAGAAAUCAAGUACGUCCUUUAAUUAGAGAAUGGUUGAAAAAUUUAGUAUUUAAACUAAAGACGUCAUGGAUGAUUAUAUUUUAUCAAUCACAAGAAUCAAAAGAAUCAAGUUCAUUGAUCAAAACUUCCUAUUUUGAUAAAUUACAAAAAGAUUUUGGUGUGGAUGGGAAAGAAUUAGAUACGAUACUACCUAAUUCAACAUCGAGUUUAACUUCAGGGCAUUGUUUUAAAUAUAGGUCAAAUGUAAAUGAGUUUAUAAUUCAGUUGAAAAUUACAUUAAUUAAUGCAUUUAUCAGUCAACAUGAUCUAUUUAAUGAAUGGAUAAAGACUCGGAAAUCAAAUAGUUUUGAAAGGUUAAUUGCAGUAUAUAAAUUAGGUGAAUUAUUUAAUGAGAUGAGAUUAUUUCAAGAAUCUAAUGAUAUUUUUAAUGAAUUGGAGAGUGAAAUUGACAAUGUGGCUCAACUUCAUCCUGAUUUACUUAAUUAUGAUAUAGAUAUUGAUCAAUUUGAGAUUGAUAAAUUCGAGCAGAAGAAUUUAAAAGAAAGUUUAUAUCAGGAGACUAUCAAUUUGUUUGAUUUGAAAUGUUUGAUAUUCAUUAAUCAGUCACUAAUACUACAAAAACUAGCUAUAAAUUUAACAAACUCAGUUGGUUCAAAACAUAUAUGUAAGUUGUAUCAGAAAUUAAUGAUAUUUCUCAAUUUAAUACAGAGGAACACAAGUUUAAAAUUUGCAGAGUUUGAAUAUCGAUUAAUUGAUUAUUAUUUAAACCUACCUAUUUUAUCACAGAAGUUUAAUACUGAAGAUUCGAAAGAGUUAAUUGAAUGUAAAGCAGAAUUAAAAUUAUUUCAAAGAUCAAUUGUAUGCAAAAUUGGAAAUUUGAAUGGGAUAUAUAUAUAUCAACUACAAUAUGAUGAAAUAUCACUUGAAGAAACCAAGGAACAAAAACCAGAGAACAAAAGUACUUUGUUCAAAGAUAAGUCGGCAUAUCGUGACAGAUUUGAAUCAAUUACCGAAGAUGUAAUUAAAGAUUUCCUAAUUUGUAAUAGGUCAAAAUCAAUAGAUGUUUUAUCUAUAGACCUUGCAUUACUUAAUUUCGAUAAGGCAAAUUAUCAACAAUGUUUAGAUAUAUUAGAUAAUUCAUAUGAUUUCUUUAUUGAUAAUGGUUGGAAAUUUCUUGGUGGGAUAUUAUUGGAAAUUUAUUUAAAGUGUAUCGAGGAGACAAAUCCAGAAAAUACUGAUGAAAUACUAAAAACUUGUUUGAAAUUAUUAUCUAUAUUGAAUUCAAAUAGUAAUUUUAAUGCAAUUCGAUUAAUUAAAGAUAAAUCACAAGUUGAAAAACUAUAUACUAAAAUAAAUCAAUAUUCAUUAGAUCAAGAGAGUGUUAUUGAAUGCUCAUUGCUGGAAUUCUUCAAGACUGAUUUGGUACCGUAUAUAUCAGCAGAUGAAGAAUCAAAUAAAGAUGAAUAUUAUAUUGAGUUGGAAGUUUUAAAUUCAUUUGGAAUUAAAUUUAAUUUCUUGAAUGUCAAAUUGGUAGUUAUUAAUGAUGAAGGGACAGAAAUGACUUUUCUGAUUAAUGAUGUUGAAUUGGAUGCCAAAGCAGUUUUCAAAUUAGUCACUAAUCAUUUUGUUAUUGGAAGUUUUGCACCUUUGAAAUUGAGUAUACAUUUAAAUGAAAAAUUAAAGUUGGUGUUAGAUUACGGAAAGAAAGACAUUCAAAUCCACAAUGCUUCUUUUAAUGAUACAGGAAUUGAAAAUAAUACAACAAGGGAGAAAAUUUCGACUGGUCCAUUAUUAGCAUAUCAAAAUUUGAAAAAAUUUAGAGCAAAUUUCCAAGCUUCAAAUAUUGUAAAAUUGGGAACUUCAAAUGUUGUAUUAAAAAUUGAAAAUAAGAAUAAUGAAAUUAGGAAUGUGGUUAUUAAUUUAGGUUCAACUACAGCGGGAUUAACUUUAGAGAACUCAGUAUUAAAACUAGAGAAACUUGAAGGUAAUGAAAGAAAAGACUUCAAUAUUCCUUAUACUUAUACUAGUGAUGAUAGGAUAAUUAACGUACGAGCUACUAUAACUUACAAAUUAAACGAUGAGAAUUAUUCAUUCAUGAUAUCUUAUGAUAUUGACACUAAUCUAUCCAUAUCAGUUUCUGUUCAAGAUAUAUUUAAACAAGAUUUCAUAUAUUCAAAAUUUCAAAUUGGUACUUCAAACUCAAAAUUCCCAAUCAAGAUGUUGAAUUAUGAAUUAACUAAUGAAAAUUAUGAGAUUGAAUCACCAAUGAAUAAAUUAGAUGAAAUAGUAUUGUUUGGAGAACAACCAGCAUCAAUAUUUUACAAAAUUAAACCAAAGGAGAACUAUAAAGCUACUGCUAAAGAUGUUUUGCAAUUAGUUAUAGAUUAUAGAAAUUUACAAGAUGAAUGUGAAUUAUACUUAUUUAAUCAUAUUUUUGAGAAAUUACAAGCCAUUGAAUUGACUAAAUAUUGGUAUUUAAUCAAGGAUAUAAUUUUGUUACAAGCUAAAUUUGACUUGAAUAAUUAUGCAAUUAAUGAUAGUUUAAAAUUAGUAAAUGAUGAUGAAUUUAUUUCAUUAUCAAACAAGAUUAUAAAUCAAUAUAUCCCACUAGGUAAUCAGAAAUCAAUUACUGAUAUCCUACAAUCUUCAGUCAAGAACACAAACGAUAUAAAUAUAACAUCAGCAAUUUAUGAUAAAAAUCAAUUGAUUAUUGAUGUUGCAAAACCUGUUUUAAAAUAUUUACAAGUUAUUGAAUAUAAACACGAAAAACAAAUGUAUAUAGUGGGAGAACCAAUCAAUGUGGAACUCCAAGUUAAAACUAUAACUAAAUGGUCAUUAACUGAAGAAGAUCAACCCGAAGAAGAGCCACAAGUUUUAGCAUCUUCAUCACCUACUCGAAAUGGAAAUAACACUCAUUCUACAAGUGAAUUUCAAAUCAGUUUACAAAAUGAUGAUAAUUGGUUAAUAUCAGGAUUUAAGAGAUAUACAUUCAAACCAGUGAAUGAUAAUAUAGUAAAAUUGGAUUUGAUUUUAAUUCCAUUAAAUAUUGGUAAGAUAUUAUUACCUAAAAUAUUAAUAAAGAAUUUAAAUAACGAUGGUUAUUCUUCAAUUGAUAUUGAAUUUAAGAAUGGUAAUGAGACUAUGUUAAUAGUACCCGAGGUUAAUAAUAUAACGUUUUCCUUUUAG